Anneissia japonica is the source of this 4695-nucleotide messenger RNA. Its product is annotated as E3 ubiquitin-protein ligase COP1-like. The transcript has 19 exons. Gene Ontology annotation, molecular function: ubiquitin protein ligase activity; protein binding. Bases 231 to 2165 code for a protein of 644 amino acids. The record is from RefSeq and is a predicted model, not a curated record. NCBI's taxonomy places the organism in Eukaryota, Metazoa, Echinodermata, Crinoidea, Comatulida, Comatulidae. Gene Ontology annotation, biological process: proteasome-mediated ubiquitin-dependent protein catabolic process.
UCCAUAUCCAUAGGCUGCAUUAGUCACGCAGUCGUACUUCCGCACACACAAUGGACUGCUUACACAACGAAGCCUAUGGUUUCUCCUGAUGUUGUUUGAAUUGCAUAGUUUUGUUAAUUUUUCACCUAUUAGAAAAAGGAUUAAUUACACAGCAAAUUUUGUUUGAUUACUUAGCUGGUUUCCUGAAAAUUUUGCAAUAGUUUUUCUAGGCACCAGUCGUCAGCUUUAUCAUGUCAAACACCACCAAUCGGCGGCCAUCAGGUCGUCCUAGGACCGAAAUAAAUCGUAAGCGGCCGCUGCCUUCUCCUGCACCUGUUUACAAUGGAGUAGGUAGCUCAUACGAGGACAAAGACAACGAUUUUGUUUGUCCAAUUUGUUUUGAAGUUAUUGAAGAAGCUCAUAUGACCAAAUGUGGACAUAGUUUUUGUUACAAGUGUAUUACUAAGAGUCUGGUAGAGAGCAACCGUUGUCCCAAGUGCAAUUUUUUCAUAGAUAAGAGCGACCAAAUAUUUCCAAAUUUUUCAUUAAAUGAACUGAUACUGAAGCACCGACAAAGACAAGAGGAAAAGAGACCUAAACUUGGUCAUAUGAAUACCCACCAAGAUUCAAAUUUUAUGGAUUUACUAAGUAGCCAUGACAAGUGGGAACUGUCAGAGGUCAACUUUGUUUUGGAGUUCCUUGUCAACAAGAAACGAAGACUGGAGAUGGAUAGUCAGUUUGCUCAGAACCAAAUAUUAAGAGAAUUUCUUGACCAAGCAAAAAGGAAAAAACAAGAGCAAGUAAAUGAACUUCAAAAGCAAUUACAUGUAUUGGAGGAAGAUCGAAAUCGUAUAGAAGAAACACUGUCCAAGCAAAGAAUCUCUUAUUCUAAUAUUUUUCCUGAUAAAAGCGUAGAUGAAAAUGGAACAUCUCCAUCUACAAGUACAAAUGUAUCAAUAUGUGCGAACACUGAUGGUGUAAGUGACACAGAGUCCCCCCAGGAUGGUUUCAAUGGUAGUAAAUAUAGUGGUCGACAUCAGUGGCUUAAUUCGACAAUAGCAUCUAGGAAGAAAAAGCUGUACAAUCAUUUCACUGACCUGGAAUCUUGUUACUUUGCGAUACGACAGAGUCAAUUUGAGCCGAGUGAAUCCAGUUCUGUUGAUUUACUUGGUAAAUUCAAAGACUGUUUGACAAAGUUCACCAAAUAUAGCUCAAUUCAACCACUAGCAACGUUAAGCUAUGCAACAGAUAUCUAUAAUAGCUCCAGUAUAGUGUCCAGUAUUGAGUUUGAUCGAGACAAUGAAUUUUUUGCAAUAGCUGGAGUAACUCGCAAGAUCAAAGUUUUUGAAUAUGCAACUGUGAUUCAAGACGCUGUUGAUAUUCAUUACCCAGUAACAGAGAUGCUUUGCAGCUCCAAGAUAAGUUGUAUAAGUUGGAAUGCAUACCACAAAGGAAUCUUAGCAAGUAGUGACUAUGAAGGAAAUGUGACAUUAUGGGAUGCAUUCACAGGGUCUGUGUCAAGACUUUUCCAGGAACAUCAAAAGAGAUGUUGGAGUAUAGACUUUAAUAAGAUGGAUCCAAAACUUCUUGCAUCGGGAUCUGAUGAUGCCAAAGUGAAGUUAUGGUCUACAAAUAUGGAACAGUCUGUGACAUGCAUAGAAGCCAAAGCUAAUGUAUGCUGUGUUAAGUUCAAUCCAAGCAAGGUGUAUGAUAUUACAUUUGGAUCAGCAGAUCACUGUGUCCACUAUUAUGAUUUACGGAAUCCAAAGAAACCUUUGAAUAUUUUCAAAGGUCAUAAAAAAGCAGUGUCAUAUACCAAGUUCCUUAACUCUGAGGAAAUCGUAUCAGCGUCAACUGACAGCCAAUUAAAACUAUGGAAUGUAAAUAAAACAAACUGCCUUAGGACUUUUACUGGUCAUACAAAUGAAAAGAACUUUGUUGGCUUAACAGCAAAUGAUGGGUAUAUUGCAUGUGGAAGCGAGAACAACUCUCUAUCUGUAUACUACAAGGGUUUAUCAAAGCAACUUUUAGCCUUCAAGUUUGAUACCAUUAGAAGUGUACUGGAUUCUGAUAAACGAGAAGAAGACUCAAAUGAAUUUGUGAGUGCAGUAGCAUGGAGGACUGGCUCAAAUGUAUGUGUUGCUGCCAACAGUCAAGGUACAAUUAAGAUCUUGGAGUUAGUGUAACAUCAAUGAAAACAGUAGACAGUCAAGAACAGAAAAUUAAACUAUUGAAAACACCUGUUUUUUGGAGCUGGUGGCACAUUGAGCUGCAAUGUUUUUCUCUACAUGUUCUUCAAUCAUUUUUCCCUCUUUAUUGCACAGUAAAACAUUCUUAUUUAUCAAUGCUACAGUCAAGCUUCUUUGUUUCUACACCAAACCCAUUGACAUUAACCUUCCACUUGGAAGCCUCGAUUUAACAUCUCCACCUUGGCUGCUCUGCUAAGCACAAUAAAAAUAACGAUAAUAUAUAACAUUAUAUAGAGCGGAAUAUGAGACCUGUGAUAGCUUAUCCUAACAUCUCGUGAACAUUUCUUAAUAAAUUGAAAGCAAUGAAACAUAAUGUAUAACAAACAAUUGCAUUGACUGUUGCAUUGUUAUUUGGAUUAUAGUUUCAUAUCAAUGACAUUUAAUUUUGAAUUAUCAUCUCUAGACUACAAGUACUUCAUUGCAUUGUUUUGUCAGUUUUACUCCUAAGGUUAUUUUGCUUUUUUGGAAUGAUUAAUUUUCAAAACAUUUUAAAAAAAACAACAAAACAGAUGUUUCUUGUGUUAAGAAUUAUAACUAUCGAGUAUGUAUCAAAUGAUAUAAACCUAUAUUGAUUGAAAUUGUUUUUGAAUUUAAUAGUCAAAACUACAUUUUGUGGAAUAAUUAUAUCUUUUGCUGAUUGUUUUGUUAGUCUUUCACAUAAUUGUGAUUGAUUGCAGCAUCUUGUAAAACUUGAAAAUGGGAUUUGAUUCCAGAUUUGGACUUGCGAUGAAGAACAUAGUAAUUCCAGUUGAAAUAUAGCAUUGAUAUUUCCUGAUUUCAAAGGUGAAAUGAUACAUUCUGUGUUAAUACAUGUGCAAUACCAGAAGAUCUAUUGGCCCCCAGCUUGCUGUUCAAUGAAACUAAAUCUUAGUCCAAAAGCAAGCAAAUUAUUAAGUUGUUCUGUUGCAAUUAUACGCUUGUUCGCACAGUAGUCAGUUAUCUCAAAUUAUUACCAUAUAUAGGUUGGUUUACAAAUAAAGAAAUGAUAUCAUAUAUUAUUAUAAUAAUAUGCUAAUGAUAUGCUAAAGUAUGCAGCAGUAACAGGUGUGCAUAUGUUAGAGCACAUUUGUGUGCUUUGUGAGUAAGCACAAAUAAUGUUGAUAGUUUUGCGAAGGGUUUUUUUUUAAUUGUUAUUGUUACAUAUAUUCAUAUGCUGCCUUAUACUAUACUGUCAUUCUCCACUGCACAAACAUUUUCCUUGAUUAUGUACAUGUUUUUCUACCAGGUUCCCUUCACAAUAUAACAAUAAUAGGUCUGUCUUAUUGCAUCACAUAUUGCCAAUGUCUCUGAGCACUGAACAUCAUUACUCUUGUUAUUGGAACUAAUUUCCUUGAAACACAUACUGAGCUACCUGAGGAGUAUCUCAUGAUGUAGUGUUCAGCAUAUUUUGAAUUCAAACCUACCUCAAUUAUACUCCUGGGUACAGAUUGAUAAAGUGGAUAUGUGCCUAUAUGUGGGAUGUUAUUUCAUAAUGAUUUAUUUACACUUGUUAACAUGGCUUCUAGUGUAUAUGAAAGUUGCUUCUGUUAUCUACCAGAUUGUAAAUCUUGAAUUAAUAUCUGUUUAAAACUUAAUGUAAUGCACAUUUAAUUCUUAUUCAUUAAAAAACAGAUUAAUUACAAUUGAAAAGCAAUGGAAAAGCUUUCAUGCAAUUUUCACUCAUCUGCAUAAUGCAGUUUGUUAACAACUGGUGCUAACCACUGCCUAUGUACUAAAUAAUGCUUGUACGUCCCUCUGAAUUGCAUUCUAUAUUGGUAACCCUUUGAACCAAGUUGGGAUUGCUGUUGUUCACAACCAACUUAGCAUCACUUCCUAAAAUUACACAACUUGCUAAUCUGUUGCCCAAAUUUUGACAUCACCAUAUCCAGAAGUCUAUCUUUUUUUCUGAAAGGAGCCAGAAAAGUUUUGCAACCAAAAUGUGGUUUGCGGCCCCAUAAAUUAUAUUUAUUCAAAUUCUCUUAGUAACGAAUAAUUCACAAAAAAACCUAGAAUUAUGGACACUGGAAAUGAAGAGCAUGACUAACAGGUGUAAAUACGCUCUGUAGUUAUAGAACCAGGAAUAUAAAGCAUUUUCACAUUAAAGAAUGAAUGUACACUAUGGAAAAGAGCAAGGGAUUGUCAUCCAGUGUACUGACUAAUGUAACACAAGGAGAUGCUCUCCAUUAUUACAGGUGUAGCGUUAUGAUAUUUUUUUUUUUUAAGCUGUUUUGUGUGCUAUACUACUCAGCAACAUUUGUUAAAAAAACAAGUGAUAUUUUCGUAUAUCUGUAAAAAUCACUGUUGAGUUUUCUCAGAAGUAAUUUGAAUUCUGAACAUCUCAAAAGGAUUUUUGUUGAAUUUAUUGUGAAAGUAUUUUAUUUGUGAAAAUAUGAUUUUUUAUGUGAAUGCAUGGGAGGGGAUACAGUAUCUAAAUUUAAUUCAAGAAUGCUUGAACAUUAAACAUAUUUUGAUCAUUAUUAUUACACAU